UUUACUGCGGCGGCGGCGGCGGCAGCAGCAGCGGCACCUUGCAACCUCAGUGGGGAGAGGGCGACCGGCCGGUGCUUGCAGUCCCCAAGGUUUUCCCACCCGGAUUUUCGCACCCCACCUUCACUUUAGAUACGCCCUCGCCUUGUCCUUCCUUGCUGAGGCGCCCACGGCUGGUCUGACAGACCACAUCGCGGCAAGUGAUGAAGCUGUGACAGGUUUGAAAACGCAAUGGCAGGAAACAGCCUUGUUCUACCCAUUGUGCUGUGGGGCCGCAAAGCACCAACACAUUGCGUCUCAGCAGUGCUUUUAACAGAUGAUGGGGCCACAAUUGUUACAGGAUGCCAUGACGGACAAAUAUGUCUCUGGGAUCUUUCAGUAGAAUUAGAAGUUAAUCCUCGAGCAUUGUUAUUUGGUCAUACAGCAGCAAUCACUUGUUUGUCUAAAGCUUGUGCUUCUAGUGAUAAGCAAUAUAUUGUGAGUGCAUCUGCAAGUGGUGAGAUGUGCCUCUGGGAUGUGAAUGAUGGCAGAUGCAUUGAGUUUACAAAAUUAGCCUGCACACAUACUGGCAUACAGUUCUACCAAUUCUCUGUUGGAAAUCAGCGAGAAGGAAGACUUUUAUGCCAUGGACAUUACCCUGAAAUCCUCGUUGUGGAUGCUACCAGCCUUGAGGUGUUAUACUCCUUAGUAUCGAAGAUAUCACCAGACUGGAUUAGCUCCAUGAGUAUUAUUCGAUCCCAUCGAACACAAGAGGACACUGUGGUAGCACUCUCAGUGACAGGCAUCUUGAAGGUGUGGAUCGUUACCUCUGAAAUAAGUGGCAUGCAGGAUACUGAGCCAAUAUUUGAGGAGGAAUCCAAACCAAUUUAUUGUCAGAACUGUCAAAGCAUCUCUUUUUGUGCAUUCACCCAAAGAUCACUUUUGGUUGUGUGCUCCAAAUAUUGGAGGGUAUUUGAUGCUGGAGACUAUUCCCUGUUGUGUUCAGGUCCUAGUGAAAAUGGACAGACUUGGACUGGAGGGGAUUUUAUAUCAGCAGAUAAAGUAAUCAUUUGGACUGAAAAUGGGCAAAGUUAUAUUUACAAACUACCUGCCAGUUGCCUUCCAGCUAGUGAUUCAUUCCGCAGUGAUGUGGGGAAAGCAGUUGAAAAUUUAAUUCCUCCAGUACAACAUAGCCUUUUGGACCGAAAAGAUAAAGAGCUGCUAAUUUGUCCUCCUGUUACUCGGUUCUUCUAUGGAUGCAAGGAAUAUUUCCAUAAACUAUUAAUUCAGGGUGAUUCUUCUGGAAGAUUAAAUAUUUGGAACAUAUCAGACACUCCUGAUAAACAGGAAGGUGAUGAAGGGCUGAAAAUGACAACUUCUAUCAGCUUGCAAGAGGCUUUUGAUAAACUGAAUCCUUGUCCUGCUGGAAUUAUAGAUCAGCUGAGUGUGAUUCCCAAUAGUAACGAGCCUCUUAAGGUGACUGCAAGUGUGUACAUACCAGCACAUGGACGGCUGGUUUGUGGCCGUGAAGAUGGAAGCAUAAUUAUCGUACCUGCCACACAGACGGCCAUAGUGCAGCUGUUACAAGGGGAGCACAUGCUCAGGAGAGGUUGGCCACCUCACAGAACACUCCGUGGUCAUCGGAACAAAGUCACAUGUUUGCUAUAUCCUCAUCAGGUCUCAGCUCGCUAUGAUCAAAGAUACCUGAUAUCUGGAGGUGUGGAUUUUUCUGUCAUAAUUUGGGACAUAUUUUCUGGAGAAAUGAAACAUAUCUUCUGUGUUCAUGGUGGUGAGAUUACUCAACUUCUAGUUCCACCCGAAAACUGUAGUGCAAGAGUGCAGCAUUGCAUCUGCUCGGUAGCCAGUGACCACUCAGUAGGACUUCUAAGUUUGCGAGAGAAAAAAUGCAUCAUGUUGGCAUCUCGGCACCUUUUCCCUAUUCAGAUAAUCAAGUGGAGACCCUCUGAUGAUUACCUGGUAGUGGGGUGUUCAGAUGGCUCUGUGUAUGUCUGGCAAAUGGAUACUGGUGCUUUGGAUCGUUGUGUGAUGGGCAUAACAGCAGUAGAGAUACUGAACGCUUGUGAUGAAGCAGUUCCUGCUGCAGUAGAUUCACUCAGUCAUCCAGCAGUCAACCUCAAACAAGCUAUGACAAGACGCAGUCUUGCUGCCCUUAAAAAUAUAGCCCAUCACAAACUACAAACCCUUGCAACUAACCUCUUGGCUUCUGAGGCAUCCGACAAGGGGAAUUUACCUAAAUAUUCUCAUAACUCCCUGAUGGUUCAAGCAAUAAAGACAAACCUCACAGACCCGGACAUACAUGUGCUUUUCUUUGAUGUGGAAGCGUUGAUUAUUCAACUCCUGACUGAAGAAGCCUCUAGGCCGAAUACUGCGCUUAUUUCCCCAGAGAAUUUGCAAAAAGCAUCUGGCAGUUCAGACAAAGGGGGCUCUUUUCUAACUGGAAAGCGAGCAGCGGUUCUCUUCCAACAAGUGAAAGAGACUAUCAAAGAGAACAUAAAGGAACACCUCCUUGAUGACGAAGAAGAGGAUGAAGAGAUAAUGAGGCAGAGAAGGGAAGAAAGUGACCCUGAGUACCGGGCCAGCAAAUCUAAGCCGUUGACCCUAUUGGAAUAUAACUUAACUAUGGACACUGCAAAACUGUUCAUGUCCUGCCUUCAUGCCUGGGGUUUGAAUGAAGUUCUGGAUGAAGUUUGUCUUGAUCGCCUUGGAAUGCUGAAGCCACACUGUACAGUGUCGUUUGGCCUCUUAUCAAGAGGAGGUCAUAUGUCCCUGAUGCUGCCUGGAUAUAAUCAGGCCACUUGUAAACUACCACAUGGGAAAGCAGAAACAGGAAGGAAGUUGCCUGCAACUGAGGGAGUAGGAAAGGGAACUUACGGAGUGUCUCGAGCCGUCACCACCCAGCAUCUCCUGUCUAUCAUAUCUUUGGCAAAUACUUUAAUGAGUAUGACCAAUGCAACUUUUAUUGGUGACCAUAUGAAGAAGGGUCCUACCAGGCCACCUAGACCAAGCACCCCAGACCUUUCUAAGGCAAGGGGUUCCCCUCCAACUUCCAGUAAUAUUGUGCAAGGACAGAUUAAACAAGUCGCUGCACCUGUCGUUUCCGCUCGGUCUGAUGCUGAUCACUCUGGCUCUGGCUCUGACUCUGCUUCUACUCCUGCUUUACAUACCUGUUUCUUAGUAAAUGAAGGAUGGAGUCAGUUAGCUGCUAUGCAUUGUGUCAUGCUGCCAGACCUGCUGGGAUUGGAUAAGUUUAGGCCUCCACUUCUGGAGAUGCUGGCUCGAAGAUGGCAGGAUCGUUGCUUGGAGGUGAGAGAAGCUGCCCAGGCCCUACUUCUAGCAGAACUGAGGAGAAUUGAGCAGGCGGGACGAAAGGAAGCCAUUGAUGCCUGGGCUCCUUAUUUACCUCAGUAUAUGGACCACGUCAUAUCACCUGGAGUCACAGCAGAAGCCAUGCAGACUAUCACCACUGCUCCUGAUGCCUCAGGGUCAGAAGCCAAAGUUCAAGAGGAAGAGCAUGACCUUGUGGAUGAUGACAUCACCACUGGUUGCUUAUCGAGUAUCCCACAAAUGAAAAAAAUUUCCACAUCUUACGAAGAAAGACGGAAGCAAGCGACAGCUAUUGUUUUACUAGGAGUAAUAGGAGCUGAAUUUGGUGCUGAAAUUGAGCCUCCUAAAUUGUUGACCAGACCUAGAAGCUCUAGUCAAAUUCCUGAAGGCUUUGGUUUGACUAGUGGAGGAUCCAACUACUCACUGGCCAGACAUACUUGCAAGGCUUUGACAUUUCUUCUGCUACAGCCGCCGAGCCCCAAACUUCCUCCACACAGCACUAUCCGUCGAACAGCCAUUGACCUGAUCGGGCGAGGAUUCACAGUUUGGGAGCCUUACAUGGAUGUGUCUGCUGUUCUGAUGGGACUUCUGGAACUCUGUGCUGAUGCAGAGAAACAACUUGCCAACAUCACAAUGGGGCUGCCUCUGAGCCCAGCAGCUGACUCCGCCCGCUCUGCAAGGCAUGCCCUCUCUCUCAUUGCCACUGCCAGACCACCCGCCUUCAUCACCACUAUAGCCAAAGAGGUACACAGACAUACAGCUCUUGCAGCAAAUACCCAAUCACAGCAUAUGCACACUACAACCCUUGCGCGAGCUAAAGGGGAUCUGAGAGUCAUUGAAAUUCUCAUCGAAAAGAUGCCUACAGAUGUUGUGGAUCUCUUGCUAAAGGUUAUGGACAUCAUUAUGUACUGCCUGGAAGGAUCUUUAGUAAAGAAAGGUCUUCAAGAGUGUUUUCCAGCUAUCUGCAGGUUCUACAUGGUCAGCUAUUACGAGCGGAAUCACAGAAUAGCAGUGGGAGCACGCCAUGGUUCAGUGGCCCUGUACGACAUUCGGACUGGAAAAUGUCAGACAAUCCAUGGACACAAGGGACCAAUCACUGCAGUGGCCUUUGCUCCUGAUGGGCGAUAUCUUGCCACCUACUCCAACACUGACAGUCACAUUUCUUUCUGGCAGAUGAAUACGUCACUAUUGGGAAGCAUCGGCAUGCUGAACUCGGCCCCUCAACUGCGCUGCAUUAAAACCUACCAGGUGCCCCCCGUGCAGCCGGCGUCUCCCGGCUCCCACAAUGCCCUCAGACUGGCCCGGCUCAUCUGGACUUCUAACCGCAAUGUCAUCCUCAUGGCGCACGACGGGAAGGAGCACCGCUUCAUGGUCUAGCGCUAUCUGCUGCCCUAACUGCAUUUUGGUUCUCUCAGUUCUCUAGGCCGAUGUUGCUCUGUCCUUAUGGCGAUCAUUCCUUGGUGCCAGCCCACCCCAGUGACAUCCAGGGGCGUGGCCGGGUCUGUGUCACUUGUGCAUGCUUCUUGGGGGCAGACUCCUGCACGGGCCUCCUAUUGAUUCAGAGGCAUGCACACACCACUCAACAGGAUGUGGCCAUUCUGUCACUAGGUGGUUUUUCCCUGCCAGAGAUGGGAGGGGAAAGCCAGCAGUUCCUGGGAACGCUCUUGUUGCUCAGUGCAACAGAAGCCUGAAAAUCAAUAACCACUGUGAUUGCACUCCCAGCCCGAUCAGCCUUCCCAGCCAUCGAAGCCAGCCCCGAGUUCUGCUUAAAUCUGGCCAUUCUGAUGCUGGCGUUGAGGUGAUGUGGCAGUCCUCAUUAUUGAAAUUAUUCCCUUUGGAUUUCCUAAAAUAUACUGUUGUUUACCAAAAAGAUUCUGUGUUUACAUGUUUUUUUCCACUGGUAAUUGCUAGGGAAUUACUCAAUUAAUUUCCUAGGAAUUAGCCACCACCUUCUUCAGUGACACCUAGUUGAUUUGAGAUGAAUGAAAAAAUAUUUAAAUUUUUUUCCUGGUGUAGAAAUACAUUUUCCAGACACCUAGCUUUCUAUAGUGCUUAUUUCCUGCUGAAAUAAUGGUGAAUGUAGUAGUUUAAAAUAAAAAAUCAUCACUAUUUAUAAUCUAGCUAAUAUAAUAUCCAGUCACUGUAACUAAUCUUUUGAAGGAACUCUUGUGAUAAUGAAGCAAGUUUGGAAUCAUAGCAUAAACCUAAAAUGAAGACUCUACUCCAUCCUGCUCUAUAUUUUUUGUUCAGGAAAGAGAUUGCUUCUUCCUUCCAGAAACAUCACAACCGCCAUGUGUAUGACAUGUCAGUUAUCAUGCAAGAAUUACAAGUCAGCAUUCCAACUACUGAUCAGUGAAUGGAAAACUAAGGAGGGAUUUCUUUUAGACAAGUAUACUUGAAAAUUAAUAUCAAAGGCACAAAUGUUUAGGAAUGGGGUUUCUGGGUUGGUUUGAAAAGACAUUGCAGCAACUAUGUUCUUGAGACUCUGAAGGAAGCUUUAUGCUGGUCUGACUUACUGUAAUGAAAAAGCCCAUCAGUUAAUAUUUUAUAUGAAUUGCUCCUAACAACUUUUAUUGAUAUAUUGUUUGGGGCAGUGGUUGGUUGGUUGGUUGGUUGGUUGGUUGACUGGCUGUCUGGUUGUUGAUUGGUUUGUUAGUUAGGCAAAAUGGUUUAUUAAAGGAAAAAUACAAAACAGUUUAUUAAAUUCAGAGAAAAUAUGCAAAGUUUACAGAGGAACCGGAAUAAUAAUGGAAGCACUUAAUCUAAAAGGCAUAGGUUGUUUCUGUAAUUUACAGAAACAUAGGAUCAAGGUCCAGAGACAAAUAUAUCUGUUAUUUUACUAAAACAGAUUUUUAAAGAACAUAGUAAAAAAUUAAACCCACUAGAACAUACCUUUCAUAUUGAUAUGAAAUGCGAUCUCCAUUGAUGGCAAAUAUGUACUAUUCCUUGGUUUUAGAUGUGGGGUGUUCUUUCAAAAGUGAAUAUAUGCUACAUGCAUGUACAUCAUAUUCAUAAUGAUUAUAUUUGUAGUUUCCAAGAAAGAAACCAUGAACUACACAGUGUAGACUUUGUGUGGUGAACGUGCCGUUGUGUUUGUGGUAGAGAAAUGUGGGGAAAACUAAAAGGCACACUGUGUUUUUCCAGUGGGUUUCUGAGUCUGCUCUGUACUCAGCACAUGUUUUUUAUGAACUUAAAUGCAAAUUAAUUUAUUCUACACUACAAAACUAUUUGGAAUGAUGAGAUAAGCGUAAACCUUAGGGGGAAAAAUUGUUUUAACAACGUUCUAUGCAUCAGAAAAAAGGUGUGUGACUAGUAGGCAGGCCACCACCCUGCACAGAUGGUACCCACCAUGGAGACUGAGGACAAAACUGGGAGAACCCAGGGACCAAAACCCCUGGUCCAGGGGACAGCUAGCCUCUCCACAUCCCACGCACCCAGACCCUGGCUGUGAUCAGCCAGUAGAACGUGAGGACUGUGAAACCCCGUGGGGGUUAUGUUGCCGAUCAGAUGACAUCUCUAACUGCUGAACUGAUAUUUACAUUCUUGUUAACAUAAUGCUCGCCUUCGCUAUUUGACACCCACAGUCCCAAACUUCAUCCCAGCUUGUUUCUCAGCUCCGAGGUAAACUUCGUAUUGUCACCCAGUGUACACUGUUAGUGUUUUAUUGAUUUUGUUAGCGCUGCUUUUGGACCUGUCCUUGUAAAUGUAGAGACAUAUGUGGCUCCAUUGGUAAUUUACAAGCAAAAGAUGACAUGACGUGACAUCUGUAUGAAAAUGUCGUACUGACUGAACUUACUAUGUACAGCAAGUGAAUUAAAAUGUCUGCCUUCCAAGACAUUUCUGGAUGAUUCCACCUAUUAGAUUCUGUAUGUGCUGAAUGUUCCUGUGUACAUAAUGUGUGUUAAAUAAAACUGAAUUGUACUGA
This is a messenger RNA of Sciurus carolinensis (gray squirrel), 7246 nucleotides long. It is a transcript of the gene Wdr7, whose product is annotated as WD repeat domain 7. NCBI's taxonomy places the organism in Eukaryota, Metazoa, Chordata, Mammalia, Rodentia, Sciuridae. Gene Ontology annotation, cellular component: cytoplasm. The record is from RefSeq and is a predicted model, not a curated record. Gene Ontology annotation, molecular function: protein binding.